Saxophila tyrrhenica is the source of this 915-nucleotide messenger RNA. RefSeq lists its product as uncharacterized. Lineage: Eukaryota; Fungi; Ascomycota; Dothideomycetes; Mycosphaerellales; Extremaceae. Bases 1 to 915 code for a protein of 304 amino acids. The record is from RefSeq and is a predicted model, not a curated record. The transcript is spliced from 3 exons.
AUGAAGAGCAGCAAGAGCUCAGGCGAUGACCGGUACAAAAGCAACAGCUUCAGCGACUACUGGAUGCUGGCCAACAGCUCCGACGACUCCAGGGCCAUGCUUCGAACACAGCUGCGUGCCAAAGGCUAUGAAAACAAGACCCUGCAGCGCGAACAACUCGCAGAGCUAUUCCGAAUCAGCCAGCACCGCUUCAUCGAAAGCUCCCUAAUCGCCAUGAACCCACCGCGAAACAAACCGACCAAGAAGAUGUUUGUCGAGGCGCUGAUCGAGGCGGACAAGAGGCGUACGUACCCCAAGCUCUUGGACUUUCCCGCCGAGCUACGACAAGCCAUAUGCGAGUUCUACAUCAGCGACUUCGCCAAUCCCAAAGACGGCCUCUACUGCCCCAGCCAGCCUCCGCUCGUGCGUACCUGCCGCACCCUCCGUAGAGACGUCCUACCGAUCUUCUACCGCAAGGUUAAGUUCCAGGUGGACUACAUAUACACCGCGUCGUUCAGUCUCAAGCGCGACAAGCCGACACUUCCAGGAUCAUUCCCCAUGAGUAGUGUGUCGACGGCGUUUUUCUCGCGGAUGCCACCGAACCACUUCGUGAACCUGCGCGUCCUACGGAUCACGUUUCCGCAGGAGUACGCGGUGGGAGACGCCUACUGGCGAUGGAGAGUCAGCAAUCUCGCCGUGGAUAUUGACGAACGCAGCUCUCCAGCGCUGGGCCGGUUGCUGAGUGUCCACCCUCGAACGCCACACUGGAAUCACGGGAAAGACCCCAGAUCGCGACUGGAAGAGAAGUUUCGUACGUCUGGCUUCUUUCGACAAGAUGAGCUGGGCGAGAUUGAGCGUGCUAUGGAUGAGGCUGUGGAGGAGUGGCAUUGGAAGGCGCUCGAGGAGACCCUGCGGGCUCGUGGCAAUUUUGAGUGA